Macadamia integrifolia is the source of this 3423-nucleotide messenger RNA. Its product is annotated as CSC1-like protein RXW8. Lineage: Eukaryota; Viridiplantae; Streptophyta; Magnoliopsida; Proteales; Proteaceae. Gene Ontology annotation, cellular component: plasma membrane. The record is from RefSeq and is a predicted model, not a curated record. The transcript is spliced from 13 exons. Bases 581 to 2944 code for a protein of 787 amino acids. Gene Ontology annotation, molecular function: calcium-activated cation channel activity.
CGUUGUAUUCAGGCAGGACAGGUCGUUUCUUUAGCCGUUGAAGGCGGUUGAACUUCCAACAAUAUUCGCUGCGGCUUUAGGAGAACAGAUGGCAAUCGAUGAUUCGUUCCACGUAGUAUUACGGCUUCACGGAGGAAUCGGCCAGCCAAUGAAUAUCUGGCACGCAUGCUCUCAUGGCAACAUUCUGAGGUUUCGCGGUGGACGAUUCCCUGUUGUUCGGAAUUUCGAAGACGAUCUAUCCUCCCUAGCAUUUCUAGGGUUCCUUGUCUUCUUCAGUUGUGCUCUGCGUUCCGAUGAUUUCUUUCAGAAGUUGAAGCAAGCUUGAAAAUGGCGGAUGAUAUUUAAUACAUUUUCCUUCAAUCUGCGGUUUCCGUAACUUGUCUUUGAAGGCCUGCUUCGCUUUCUUCGGGCCGCUGUUUCUUUCUUGAUUAGUUCCUUCUUCCUAUCACCGUCGAUCCCAAAAGCAGGCGCGACGCUGUGGCCCUUAUGAACUUGCCCAAACACAAGUGAAAACCUAGAAGAUUGAAUGGUGUUCUUUGGAAUAAUGACAGCUAAAGAUUUUCAUUUGUUGUAGACAGAGAUGACGAGUCUCUCUGCUCUUUUAACUUCUGCUAGCAUCAAUGUAGGCGUGUGUGUGCUGCUGUUGUCAGUUUAUUCUAUUUUAAGAAAACAGCCUGGCAAUGUUAGUGUGUACUUUGGCCGGAGGCUUGCUCAAGAGAAAAUUAAACAUGAUGAUGCCUUCCACUUUGAGAGGUUCAUUCCUUCUGCUAGCUGGAUUGUUAAGGCAUGGGAAGCAUCUGAAGAGGAGAUCUUAGCACUUGCAGGCUUAGAUGCUGUGGUCUUCCUGAGGAUACUAGUUUUCAGUAUUCGGAUAUUCUCCAUUGCUUCUGUAGUUUGCCUGCUACUAGUUCUUCCAUUGAAUUAUUUUGGGAAAGAUAUGGAACAUAAGCACAUGCCUUCUGAGCCACUGUCUGUAUUUACCAUCGGGAAUGUCAAAGAAAGAUCACAUUGGCUUUGGGCCCAUUGUCUUGCAUUGUACAUCAUAUCUUGUUCGGCUUGUGCUCUUCUUUACUUCGAGUACAAGAAAGUCUCUAAAAUGAGGUCAGAAUAUAUUACGCGAUCUUCUUCCAGCCCGAGUCAAUUUUCAGUUCUUAUCCGUUCCAUCCCAUGUUCUCCAGAAGAAUCAUACAGUGAUUUAGUAAGGAAUUUCUUCACAAAGUAUCAUGCAUCAAACUACCUUUCACACCGAAUGGUUUAUCGGUCUGGAACACUUCAGAGACUGAUGAGUGAUGCAGAGAAGAUGUAUAAGAUGCUUCACCAUUAUGGGUCAAACUCCGUGGGGCAGAGUAUUCAGCCAAGUCUUUUUACAUGUGGUCUUUGUGGCGGAACAAUAAAUUCUUUCAAGAUGCUACCUUGUGAACCUGUGAAACCUAACCUUGAAGAUUUGGGUUCAAGUAUAAAAGAUAAGGAAUGUGGUGCCGCUUUUGUUUUUUUCAGGACUCGCUAUGCUGCUACUGUUGCUUCACAUGUCCGUCAAUCUUCAAAUCCCAUGUUAUGGGUCACUGACAUGGCUCCAGAACCACAAGAUGUUUAUUGGUCAAAUCUUUGUAUCCCCUAUAGGCAGCUUUGGAUUCGUCGCCUAGGAACACUUCUUGGGUCAUUUGUUUUCACCGUUUUGUUUGUAGUUCCUGUCACAUUGGUACAAAGUCUGGCUCAACUGGAACAGCUACAGAAGAAUUUUCCAUUUCUGAAAGGUAUUUUUAAAAGGACCUAUAUUACUCAGCUGGUUACAGGAUAUCUACCAAGUGUGAUAUUGCUGUUGUUCCUGUACACUGUCCCUCCAUUGAUGAUGUUAUUUUCAGCAGUGGAAGGAUCAAUAUCACGUAGUGGCAGGAAAAAGAGUGCAUGCUGCAAAGUCCUUUACUUUACAAUCUGGAAUGUUUUUUUUUGUAAUGUGUUGACUGGAUCUAUCAUAAAACACCUGAAAAGAUUCAUCGCGAUGCCAAAAUCCAUACCCAGUGACAUUGCUACAGCCGUACCAAGUCAGGCUACUUUCUUCACUACUUAUAUUUUGACAUCAGGUUGGGCAGGGUUGGCCUGUGAAGUUGUGCAAAUUUUCAAUCUGUUCUGCAGUCUGUUCUAUAGAUUCAUACUCAGAAGCAAUGAUGUUUCAUACUUCAGUGCGCUGUCUUUUCCAUACCACACAGAAGUUCCAAGAGUUCUUCUGUUUGUCCUUCUUGGCUUCACUUUUUCAAUCGUGGCACCUCUAGUAUUGCCUUUCUUGCUGGUGUACUUCUUUCUAGGCUAUGUUGUGUAUCGUAACCAGAUUCUUAAUGUGUAUCUGUCAAGGUAUGAGACCGGUGGACAGUAUUGGCCUAUUGCACAAAAUGCCACAAUCUUCUCAUUGGUUCUGAUGCAAAUAGUAGCACUUUGGAUUUUUGGAUUAAAAAAGUCACCAGUUGCAGCAGGGUUCACCAUUCCACUGGUGAUAUGCACACUACUUUUUAAUGAGUACUGUAGGCAGCGGUUUCAUCCCAUUUUUAAGAGUUCUUCUGCAGAGGGUCUUAUUGAGAUGGAUCAACGAGACGAGCAGAGUGGGCGAAUGGAAUUGAUUCAUCAAAAACUGCAAUCAGCUUAUUGUCAGUUGACACUGGACUCGGAUAGUCCCAUUUGUAAGAGUUCUCCUGCAGAGGCUUUCAUUGAAAUGGACCAAGAAGAUGAGCAUAGUGAGCAGAUAGUAGAGAUUCAACAACUGCAAUCAGUCUGUCGUCAGUUGACACUGAAUUCGCCUGGGGAUUGUAGUUUAUGUAAAUCCGAGGACCCAAAUCAUUCUGUAGAUGUGGACAGCAUGCAGGAUCCAGGGUACAUGAAGCCAGGAAAUGCAGCCAACCAAUUUAGUGAAGCAUGGGGCAAUUUGAAAAUCAAAGAUGCCAACAAGCAGUAGAAUAAGCUGAUUCUUAUGUAUAUAGUUACUCUUCAAUAUUGUUUCAUACCUUACCACCAUCAUUUUGAUGGUGCCUUGACGAAAGUAAUACGAUAGAUACUGGUGCCUGCUGGAAACUGUUUCUUCACAUUAUGCAAAUGAAUACCUCUAAGCCAGAUUUGUAGAAUAGCUGCUCAUGUCAUCAAGUGAUUUGAGGUCGGAUCCCUCAUUUCUCAGGCAUGGGAUAUCACCAAUUAUAAGAUUACAAGGAUGCCACUUCAUUGGAAUGGAUUAUACCAACAAUUAUGUAAAUUUCUGUCAGUUUAAACUUACUUUUGAGGCACUUUCUCGUGCUUGUUUUGAGCUGAAACUUUGUUAUAUGAAGUGGGUUUAUGGUAUUCCAUCACAUGGAUCCGCCCAUGUCUACCAAAUGUGUUCUGGUCACAAGUUUCUUUUAUUGUAUAUACUGCAUAUCACAUAAAGAGCCAUUGUUAAAAGCA